CUACAGUGCUGAGUAGACUUCUGUCAAGCUCAUAUAGUUUUAAUAACGUGAAUAAAAGUGCCUUGAAAAUAGCAAUACUUUUAAAAAUACUUUAUUAGGGAUUAAUUUUAAUAAGAAAUACUAACAAAAGAGUGAAUUUUAACUUAAAAAGUUCGUAUUUUCAACCGAAGGUUAAUUGAAAUAGUGCAAAUUUUUAUUGAAGUUUAAUUGCGAGUGUGAACCGUUAUUUAGGAUCAGUGUUGGCAUUGAGCAGCUGUUUGUUUGUGUGAGAGUUGGCUCGUGUGUCGUGUGGCCGUGGGGUUCGGCGCCGGCGCCCUGGAGGUGUCGAAGCGCACGUGCGAUGCGAUGCGCGAGAAAAUCUCCGCAUUGUUGCGCACUUCCGUCGGUGCGGGCGCACACGCUCGAGCCGCGGACAAACUGCAAAAUGGCGAUGGCGCAUGCGAAGGCGGAUUGGUCUGGCGCGGGUGUUCCGCCGGCAGCGACGCCGAAGACGGCUCGUCGGGAGCGCUCACCAAUGGCGACCUCAAUCCAGGAGACAAGUUGGAGGGGCCGGGCGCAGCUACGGACGACCCUGUUCACCUCAAGAGACGGGUGGGACUCUUCAGUGGGGUGGCUCUAAUUGUCGGCACCAUGAUCGGAUCAGGAAUUUUCGUCUCGCCCUCGGGGCUUCUGGAGCGCACUGGGUCGGUGGGGAUCAGCUUCAUCGUAUGGAUGGCGUGUGGUCUGCUAUCCUUACUAGGGGCGCUGGCUUAUGCGGAGUUGGGAACGAUGAACACAUCGUCGGGUGCGGAAUAUGCUUACUUCAUGGACGCGUUCGGAGGUCCACCAGCAUUCCUCUUCUCCUGGGUGUCGACAUUGGUGCUGAAACCAUCUCAAAUGGCGAUCAUCUGUCUCAGCUUCGCGAAGUAUGCUGUGGAGCCGUUUGUGUCCGAGUGUGAACCCCCUUACGCUCUCGUCAAACUUGUGGCGGUCAUAGCUAUCGUGAUGAUAUUGGCCGUGAACUGCUACAGCGUGAACCUAGCCACGAAUGUACAGAACAUCUUUACGGCGGCGAAGCUUGUUGCUAUUGCGAUAAUCGUGUGUGGAGGAGCUUACAAACUUAUAUUAGGUAAUACGCGACAUUUACAGGAGCCCAACUUCGCCAGUAGCACAGCCACGCUGGGCAACAUUGCCACUGCCUUCUACACGGGCCUCUGGGCCUACGACGGCUGGAACAACCUCAACUAUGUCACCGAAGAAAUCAAAAACCCAUCCAAGAACCUGCCGCUCAGUAUUAUAAUCGGCAUACCUCUAGUGACGUUCUGCUACGCGCUCGUGAACGUGUCCUACUUGGCCGUGAUGUCAGUGAACGAGAUGGCGGACAGCGAGGCUGUAGCCGUCACCUUCGGGAACAGACUGCUGGGACCGAUGGCCUGGCUGAUGCCGCUGGCUGUGACCAUCUCUACGUUUGGUUCCGCGAACGGAACUCUCUUUGUAGCGGGCAGGUUAUGUUUCGCAGCAUCCCGGGAAGGUCAUCUGCUGGAUAUACUUUCGUACGUGCACGUCCGUCGGUUCACUCCUGCACCUGGACUCAUCUUCCACUCGCUGAUAGCUGUUGCGAUGGUGUUGUACGGAACCAUUGACUCACUCAUCGAUUUCUUCUCGUUCACGGCUUGGAUCUUCUACGGCGGCGCCAUGCUAGCCCUCAUCGUCAUGCGGUAUACCAAGCCACAUGCACCGAGACCAUACAAGGUGCCCAUCAUAAUACCGUACCUGGUGCUGAUUGUGUCGGGGUACCUGGUGGUGGCACCCAUCGUGGAUAAGCCGCAGCUCGAGUACCUCUACGCAGCCGCCUUCAUCAUCGGCGGACUGCUGGUCUACCUCCCAUUCGUCAAGUGGGGCUACUCCUUACCAUUCAUGGAUAAAAUAACAGUGUUCCUGCAGAUGGUGUUGGAAGUGGUGCCAACAACAACAACGUUUGAAUACUGAAUGUCCUCGCCCGACUUUAAAUCGGCGCUUGUUGCGUUGCUUUCUAAUUUUAUUUGUGAAUUUUACUCCUUGACGAACGAAUUUCAUAUGACGUAUCCCACAUACGCAAUUAGGUGAGGAUAAAAUCCGGCGUAAGCAAAAUGCGAAGUGUUAUUUAUUAAGAUUUACUGUAAUAUUUGACACAUGUCAAUCGUAUUAUUUUAUUUAUUUAGAGCAAAAAUACAAUAAAAUAAGAAUAUUUUAACCAUUUUUCAAGGAGUAGAUUACAGGAAAAACCCCCGAUAGGUUUGUAGGCAAAACGGGUUCUUUUGUAGAACUUAUUGUAAAGUUUUUAAUAACCACGCCUCCGCCAAAGAGUAAUGGCGAGAUAAUUACUGUCAAUCUAAGAAGUAAGCGAGUAUAAUCACUUAAGUACAGAUAUUUAAAAAUUAAAAUUCCACAGUAUUGUAUAAAUAAUAAAACUAAUUAAAUCAUAAUUAAUUGUAAUUAAAUUAUAAUUGAGGGAAAAUAUCAAAGAUAUAGGUAGUAGUUUGCUAUCUAUUAUAAGUGUUUCCAAAUCAUUAUCAGAUGUUGCCAUGGGUAAUUAAAAUAUGUAUUUUAAAUUUCAUGAAACAGGUUGAAAAUGUUUUUAGAUAAAAAUCGAAGUGUUUUUUUUACUUAAAUACCUAAUAAUUAUUAAUGCAAAUAAAAUAAAAUCAUCGCCCUCGUAAAAAGAUAUAAUAUGACCACUGAAUCGUUAAAUGCGUUACGCAUGUCUGUUUGUUGGAACCUGGGAAAAUUAUCUUUUAAUUCCAAGAUAAUUGAUCCUAAGGAGUAAAAUUCUUCCGUUUGUCGGAGCUUACUAGCCCCGUUCUGUUAUUCGACCCCCGCGUAAUCUUGGAUAUAGUUCUUUUAAACAUUAUUAAUGUUUAAAAGAACGUAGGAGCUCAAUUAUAUUAUGAUUCGUUUAUACUUACACCUAAAUAAAAUAAUUUAAUUUUCUAAUAUUUGUAAACAUAUUGUACAACUGAUUAAUUUUUGAAAAUUAUGACUGAUAAAAAUUUGUUCCUUUUAUAUUUUUGAAUUUUAAAUAUUAUUAAUACUGUAUUUUAUAGUAAAUGGUUGUUAAAUUCGUUGCAAAGUAGCAAUGUUAAAUAAUUUGAAAAAAAAAAAUCGAAAAAAUAAAUAUUUUUAAACUUCAUAUAGAUAGAUAGAUUGUUAAAUAAGGACAUUAUGGACUAGAGUAAGUUAUAUUAAGUUAGCGAUCGUGUUUCAUUUCAUUAGUUUGCACGAAUCAUUCCUCAGGGGUCAUGCAAUGUAAGGUCAAGCCAAAUAUUAAGUUACCAAAUAAAUGCAGGGAAUAUAUUAUCCCCGAUCAUUCGUGAUUAACUUAAGUAAUAUAUAUAUAUACACAUAAUGGUGUAUCAAAAAGACAACCAGACAACCAUAAGACAUGCUCAGAGACAUUUUCAGGAAUACGGACUUUAAAGAUCUUCGAAAUAGUGCUCAACUUUACAUGCCUAUUAUGGGAACAUAGAUCACAUAUUAUACGUCUAGAUAGAUUAUGACAGCGGUAAAAACGUCAAAAAAAAAUUUGAGUUUGACAUAACCUCUAUAUUGAGCAAUUAAUGCACUAACACAAAGUGCAAUUCAAAUCGCGAGUGUGAGACGUAGCUUACCUAUCACGCGCACUAAACUAAUAUUCCUGGCCUGUUUUUAUCGGCUGUCUAACAGCACGAGACUCUAUCUAGACGUAUAAUUUAUCUAAGUAUUGGAAUUAAUAUUAACAAGUUGGUCAUCGUCAUUGGUUACAUUAUUAAAUUGUUUUUAAUUUAGUUGAUAGCACGCGCUUCCCGCCAAACAAUGACAGUAUUAGGACCGUUGACAAAGGGGAAAGAGGUAAGUUUUUAAUCUGUCUAUGAUUUUGAUAAAUUAAACGGGCUGCUGAUCUCCUACUUAUGCCCGUGUCCUUGUUAAUGCAGACAACAUAUUAAAAUGUUUUUAUAUGAUAAACGUAACAUACAAAUUAAAUUUCAUAUAUUCAUAUGGGCGUGCAGUUCUUACUCAGAAGAACUCUACUUAUUUCUAAUUCGUAAGACCUAGUGGUCUUACGAAUUAUGCGAAUAUCUCCAGAUUGGAGCCUUCAUCUGGUAAAGUCUAUGAGCGAUUGUGCUAAACUCAUAGUUACUAGAAUCAUAAAUUAAUGUACUCAUUUCUAUAGAUAGCUUUAUGGAGAUUAUAGUAUUUUAUUUUACUUAGAAUUAAAAAAAUGUAUUAAUUUUGCGCUAUUGAUAAGUUAUGUUGGAAUUAAGUAAAUACUGAUAAAAAACUUUGCUUAUCCUAUCUAUUAGGCCAGUUAGCUAUUUUGCUAAUCUUUUGUUAUUUUUAUAUACAUCGUAAAGAAUAUCUCUGUCGAUUUACUUAUAAAGACUAAUAUUAUAAAUUGAGCAAGGAGGUUGUUGUUGCGAUCGGUAAAAAAUUGGUCCUAUCAUUCCUUACCGGGGCAUCAUGACUGGCCUUAUCUCAAACAUAUUAUUUUGUAAGUGUUUGUCGAUGGGUUGUUAAUAUAAGGAUUUAAAUAUUUUAGUAUCGCAGCAGCAAAAUGCUCUUUUAGUGUUUGGUUAGUACGUAUGAUAAUUUUUACUUCACAUAUAGCUAAGUACAUGAAAUAUGUGCGUACUGCGUAGGUAGGUACUACAAUAUUAAAGCAAUGAAAAUUAUAUUGCCAUCAUAAAUCACAGUUUAUGACCAAAUUAUUAUCUACACUCGUAAGAAUAUUUAACCAAUCGAAGAAAACAUUAGUGGAAAAGUUAAAUACUGCGCUCACUGUGCCCUUUGACAGUAUUUACAACUUUGUAACGGUAACAGUGAAUCUUUAAAUGCUCGUAGCUUCUUUUGGUUAAAUAAUCUAAUGCACUACAUAAAUAUAUCGCAUAGUAACAUAAGAUUUUACUGUACUUACCUCUCGAUUGAAUGGCGGGCACACAAGCACAUGUUUGUCACACAACAUUGCCAUGUGAUAGUGUUAUGGGUAAAACGAAAUGAUUUUAUUUUGUGUACAGUAACAAUGUUACAUAACCAUGUACUUAUGUAUACAGAUUUAUUUAUUAAUGUUAAAAAUUAUUCUUGAAUUUGAUUGGAUGAAGUUUUAAAUAAAGACAAUUAAAAA
Molecule: messenger RNA, 5116 nt
Organism: Leptidea sinapis
Lineage: Eukaryota; Metazoa; Arthropoda; Insecta; Lepidoptera; Pieridae
Gene: sbm
Product: b(0,+)-type amino acid transporter 1
Exons: 13
Coding region: 346-1968 (540 amino acids)
Biological process (GO): amino acid transmembrane transport
Cellular component (GO): membrane
Molecular function (GO): L-amino acid transmembrane transporter activity
Source: RefSeq, a predicted model, not a curated record